CUCGUUAUAGGCGUGAGGAAUCUACCCCAGCAGUCUAGCAUACCGGCCCAUCAUUGAGCACACAUCUUGGUGGAGAUUCUCUUGCCCAAAUUUCUACUAAUGUAGAGGCACAGCUUGUGGGCACACCGUCUACCAUGGAUGCAUCGACUAGUAGACGUGCCCGUUGUAUGACGUGUGGAUUAGGGGUAUGAGGACUUGUUGAGAAACAUGGGAAGCUACCGGUCUGCAUUGCCCCAGAGUUUUGUGCUCCUGUUGGUGAAUAUGCAGGGAAGCUUGUUAGCCAAAUUGGUGUACAAGUGCGUACGAAUUUGUCCACUAUGAAUGCUUAUAGUUGGAAGAAUGUUGGUAGCGGUGAAAAAGAGGCAAUCAUUCAAAAUGUGGUGGAUCAAUUUGAUAUACAAGGAGAAUCUGUACUUGUGAACAAAUAUCUAAAUACAAAGUGUGGUAGAUUAUUGAACAGCCACUACUACAGUUUGUUUGCAAAGUAUAAAAAACUUGUAAAGGAUGAAGGAAGCACGUAUGCAAGAAACCACCCACCAAAAAAUGUCACACGAGAAAAAUGGAUUGAAUUAAUUGAUGGAAAGUGGAGUGACGAAGAUUGGCUGAAAGUCUCAGAAAGAAAUGCUAAAAACAGAAAUAAAGAGGAAACGGUUGACAAACACAUUCAUAGAUGUGGAAGCAAGUCGCUUGCAGUUAGGAUGGAUGAGGCGAGAUGGAAAAAUGGAGGUCAUAUUCCUAAGGUGGCACAACUCUACUAUGAUACCCACUUCAAUUCAAAGACAAAACAGUGGGUACACCCUGAUUGCAAACAUACAUAUCAAGAGAUGUUGAGAGUACAAGAUGAGCAUUGUAGCACUCCUGAAGCACAGCCUUUGACUGAAGAGGAGAUUUCUAUGAUGGUUCUUAAGCCGAGUUCUGGCUAUGUAAAGGGACUUGGCAUGAGGCCUUCCUCAUCUCUUAAGACUCCUGCCUCAUCUUCCUCAACUCAGUAUACUCAACAACUCGAGGGUCGAGUAGAAGAGCUCCAAGAUGCAAAUUACAAGCUGGAGGAUUGA
Quercus lobata is the source of this 1055-nucleotide messenger RNA. RefSeq lists its product as uncharacterized. The record is from RefSeq and is a predicted model, not a curated record. Bases 318 to 1055 code for a protein of 245 amino acids. Lineage: Eukaryota; Viridiplantae; Streptophyta; Magnoliopsida; Fagales; Fagaceae. The transcript is spliced from 6 exons.